Messenger RNA from Pediculus humanus corporis (human body louse), 1596 nucleotides. Its product is annotated as glucosylceramidase precursor, putative. Gene Ontology annotation, biological process: glucosylceramide catabolic process. The coding region runs from base 1 to 1596 and encodes 531 amino acids. Gene Ontology annotation, molecular function: glucosylceramidase activity. NCBI's taxonomy places the organism in Eukaryota, Metazoa, Arthropoda, Insecta, Psocodea, Pediculidae. The transcript has 7 exons. The record is from RefSeq and is a predicted model, not a curated record.
AUGACUUGCAAUAGUUUUAUUAUUAUUAUUUUUUUAUUAUUAUUUAUAAAUAUUUUCGAAGGGAGACAAACGGAUAAUGUUGAAUGUUUUUUACGCGAUUACGGUAAUGAUAAUAAAGUUUGUGUGUGUAAUGCAACUCAUUGUGAUGUUAUCAAUUCCAUUCCACCUUUUCCUUCACGAAAAUUUAACAUGUACGUAUCUGAUAAAAAUGGUUUGAGAUUUUCAUACAGUAGAAAAAAUUUUGCACGAUGGAUGAAUCCAAAAUCCAUUAAAAUUACAGUAAAUUCCAGUGAAACUUAUCAGAAAAUAAUUGGAUUUGGUGGUUCGCUAUCAGAUGCGGCUGCAAUUAAUAUAAAUUCACUUAGUGAAGAUGCAAGAAAUCAUUUUUUAUUCUCAUAUUUUUCAAACAAGGGUAUAGAAUAUAAUUUAUUAAGGUUACCCAUCGGAGGAAAUGAUUAUUCAAACAGACCAUAUACUUUGGAUGAUGUAGAUAAUGAUGUAUCAUUAACUUAUUUUAAACUUUCUCAUGAAGAUUUCAACUUGAAGAUUCCCAAUUUGUUAAAAAUAAUGAAUGUGAGCGAUAAAGAAGUUCAAAUAGUGGGUACUGCUUGGACGGCUCCACCAUGGAUGAAAACAAAUAACGAUUACACAGGAAUUGGUACUCUAAAAGAAAAAUAUUACUCAUUGUGGAGUAAAUAUUUUAUUAGAUUUUUAGAAGAAUAUGAUAAAUUCGGUUUAAAAGUUUGGGGAAUCACUACCGGUUAUCAACCUUUUACUGGUCUCAUACCAUUUUAUCCUCUUAAUUGCAUGGGUUGGACUCCACUUUCGCAAACUCACUGGAUUUUUCAAAAUUUAGGACCUGAUCUUAGAAAUUCUAAAUUUAAUAAAACAAAUAUUAUCAUUUUGGAUGAUUCUAGAUUUUUUUUACCCUGGUGGCCAAAAUUAGUGUUUAAAAAUCAAAAAACAAAAGCUUACGUGAAUGGAAUCGGUGUUCAAUGGUACUGGAAUUUCUUAUUUCCAUCUCGUUUAUUAGAUUUAACACAAGCUGAAUUUCCAGAUAAAUUUAUCAUAAGCACAGAAGCUUCUUUUAAUAAAUGGAAAGGCACAACUUCUCCAUUGAUUUUAGGUUCCUGGGAAAGAGCAGAAGAAUAUGCUGAAAGUAUUAUUGAAGAUUUAAAUCAUUGGGUAUCUGGUUGGAUGGAUUCAAAUUUAGCAUUAGAUUUAAAAGGUGGACCGAGUUGGGCUAAAAAUUUUGCAGAUGCUGCUAUUAUUGUCAAUGGUACUGGAAAUGAAUUUUAUAAACAGCCAUUGUUCUAUGCAAUGGGUCAUUUUUCAAAAUUUAUACCAAAAGAUUCGAUUAGAAUUGAUUUAAAAAUAUCUAAAUCUGUAAUAAAAGCGAUUGGAUUUCGAACACCACAGAAAAAUGUAGUUAUCAUUAUUGUUAACAAGAAAACUUAUGAUGUUCCGAUAACAAUUUUAGGAGCUAAAAAGGGUAAUGCAAAUUUUUUCUUACCAAAAAAAGCUAUAAUAACUGUAAUUUACAGGGAUAAAAAAAAUUUUUUUCAUAAAUGUUUGUCGAAAAAUUGUAAAAAUUAA